ACGACGCUGAGUGAGGCGAAGUGAGUGAGUGCCGUUAGCAAACAGGCCGCUGCUCUAGAGAGCGGAUGUCUGGGGCGUGGGCAAGAGAAAAGUGUCACAGUGUAGAAAACGAGCUCAGUUUCUGUAUCUUCUUAUAAACUUUUGAAACAUUUUAGCAGACAUGAGUCAGGGAAAGGGAAUGUCAGCUCAGGAGACGCUUAUUGAAAUGAGUGAGACCGCUUCUCAGGGUGAGGAGAACAAUGGAUUCUUUCCCAAUUCAGAGAGCGUGUCCCUCAAGCAACGUGAUUCAAAGGUGGAUAAACAACAACAAAGUAAAGACUCUGUUUACUUCAGAGAUGGCGUUCGACGAAUAGAUUUUGUUCUUUCUUAUGUUGAUGAGAAAGAUGGAGAUAAAAAACAGGAAAGAAGGAAACAGUAUGAAGCUAAUCUGCAAAAGGCCGGGCUAGAGCUGGAGCUUGAAGACAAAUCGGAAUCUGAGGAUGGGAAGACGUAUUUCUUAAAGAUCCAUGUCCCAUGGGAGGUGUUGGCCACCUAUGCUGAUGUUCUAAAGAUUAAAGUGCCUUUCAAAGUCAAUGACAUCCCUGACAACAGUGAGAUUCCUGCCUCCUGGCUCUUCACACCAUUCCGCCUGCCUGAUUCAGUCAUACACCCUGAGCCAGACUACUUUACUGCCACCUUUGACAAGAGCAAGAUUGAUUUCUUCCUCAUCGACAACAAAGAUACCUUCUUUCCUAACUCCACACGCAACAGGAUAGUGUAUUACAUCCUCUCUCGGUGCCCUUACAAUAAAGAAGAUAAACUCAACAAGGACAAGAGAGGCAUCAAACGGCUACUUAACAACGGGACCUACACUUCAGCCUUUCCUUUGCAUGAUUGCAGAUACUGGACAAGGUCUCGAGACCCUAACUGUGAGAAUGAGAGGUUUAGCCUCUACCAAUACUGGGCUCGCUUCCUUCGCUUCUACAAGGAGCAGCCACUCAAUCUUAUCCGGCGAUACUAUGGGGAAAAGAUUGGGGUCUAUUUUGCAUGGCUGGGUUUCUACACAGAAAUGCUGUUCUACGCUGCGCUGGUUGGACUUAUCUGCUUCAUUUAUGGACUGGCGACCUAUGAUGAAGUUGUUUGGACUAAGGAAGUCUGUGAUGAAAACAUUGGAGGACAGAUUGUUAUGUGCCCGCUUUGUGAUAAGAAAUGUGGCUAUUGGAAGCUUAACAGUACCUGCAACUCCACCUGGCAAUCGCAUCUUUUUGACAACACAGCGACAGUGUUCUUUGCUAUAUUUAUGGGUAUAUGGGUGACUCUGUUCCUGGAGUUUUGGAAGCGGCGACAAGCUAGGCUGAAGUACGAGUGGGACCUGGUGGACUUUGAGGAGGAGCAGCAGCGGCUGCAGCUAAGGCCUGAGUAUGAGACCAAAUGCACCAGUCGGCGGAUAAACCGCGUGACGCAGGAGUUGGAGUGGGUUAUACCCCAAACACUUAGUGGUUUUUUAGGCACGGUCAUCUUGUGCUGGUCCACUGUAGUCCUGUGGAUCUCUCUAAUCAUAGCGAGUAUAAUCGGGGUGAUAGCAUAUCGGCUGGCUGUGUUUGCUGCUCUGGCUAGUAUUAUGAAGGACAGUCCAACCAAUAAGAUGGAAUUGGUGGGCUCACUUAUCACCCCACAGCUGGCCACAUCUGUUACAGCCUCCUGCAUCAAUUUCGUAAUUAUCAUGAUACUUAACUUCCUGUAUGAGCGUGUGGCCAUCUGGAUAACAGACAUGGAAAUCCCCAAAACUCACCUCGAGUAUGAAAACAAACUUACGAUCAAGAUGUUCCUCUUUCAGUUUGUUAACUACUAUUCCUCCUGCUUCUACGUGGCCUUUUUUAAAGGAAAGUUUGUGGGCUACCCUGGCAAAUACGCGUACAUGUUCAGUGAGUGGAGUGGCCUGCGUAAUGAAGAGUGUGACCCUGGUGGUUGUUUGAUUGAGUUAACGACCCAGCUUGUAAUAGUGAUGGCUGGCAAACAAGUGUGGGGGAACAUCCAGGAGGCAUUAGUUCCCUGGCUGCAGAACUGGUGGAGCAGCAGGAGUGCUCGCAGUCACCCAGAGAGUCUGUACAGUCGCUGGGAGCAGGAUUAUGAUCUGCAGAACUUCAGUCAGUUUGGUCUAUUCUACGAGUACCUGGAAAUGGUUAUUCAAUUUGGUUUUAUCACAUUAUUUGUGGCCUCCUUUCCGUUGGCUCCUCUCUUGGCUCUUAUAAAUAAUAUUCUGGAGGUGCGUGUGGAUGCAUGGAAGUUAACCACUCAGUUCCGGAGACCUGUAGCAGCGAAAGCCCAUAGCAUCGGUGCCUGGGACGAGAUCCUAAAUAUGAUUGCCGUGUUCUCCGUAGUAACCAAUGCAUUCAUUGUGGCAUUUACCUCUGAAAUGAUUCCUCGCCUGGUGUAUCUAUACACAAAAAGCCCAGGAAAUCAGCUGUCUAUGGAGGGCUACAUAAACGACAGCCUAUCCAUCUUCAACAUCUCACAGAUUCCGCUUCAAAACCGUCCUGAUGAUGGUGAAAAUCCUGCCUGGUUUAACAGCUCUGUGAUCACCACCUGCAGGUACAGAGAUUACCGCUACCCCCCAGGCGACAAAAAUGAAUAUACCCACAACAUGCAGUUCUGGCAUAUCCUGGCAGCUAAAAUGGCUUUUAUUAUUAUUAUGGAGCAUGUUGUGUUUGUGGUGAAGUUCUUCGUGGCAUGGCUGAUUCCGGAUGUGCCGUCUGAUGUCAAGGCUCGUAUAAAGAGGGAACGUUAUCUGGUCCAGGAGUACCUGCACAACUAUGAGGUAGAGAAGCUCAAACUGCAGUUGAGUCAAAACCAAAAUGGAGCCCAGUGCAUCUGUCCCGAAAUAACUGCAACUGUGAAACACGAGGUGCUAUCUGAGUGCCUUACCUAGCCUGGGCUACAUUUCACUUUCCCUCAUCACAAACUUUAUUAAAAAGUUAUAAGCGACUUACCUCACCUAGGCAACAAACUCUUCAAGCUCUGUCAGCUACCAGUUAGGAUCAGUUCUAUUCUACCCAUAUUCGUUUGGACAUCACUAUCCUACGUCCUAAAUUCAUUUGCAUUUGAUAAAAAAGACAUGUUGAGACAAUAUUUUUCUGUGGCCUGUGGAGCUGGUCAAGCUUUUCUUACAACAUAUAUUGUUGCCACUUUGAUCACUCUGUCCUAGCUCAUUAUUACAGUUCUUCAUUUAGAAACAAUUAGUCAAGCAUUGGGCUUCCCCGGUUCCCCUUAUUUUUGUUUAUUUAAACAGUAUAUGACUGUAAUACAUCUUAGGCAUCCAAAGAGAAUAAGCCUUAUUGACACUUGGUUUUUAUUACAUUUCCUGUGAGAUAAAUAUGUAUGUUAUAGUACCAGUAGAGAUGCCUCUUGCCUUCUGAUAAGCAAAUUCAUGGUGAAAGAGCAUGGAGAUUUAUCGAGAAAUAUAUAUUUUUUCCAUAAUUUAUCAUCUUUUACUGUCUCCAUAUCAGUCUAUAUAUAGACUAAUAUCACUAAAUGUCAAAUCACUAAACAUUACAUAGUGUUUUCACCGUUCAACCGUCCUGCUGCUCCUAUGCAAAUCAAAUUAAUAUGCAACUUCAGGCAGGUAACGUCAUCAGUGCAGUCACAGUUUGUUUACAGUGAUAGCUUAGCUGAUGACAGUGGAAGUCAAUCACAUAUCCUAUAUACCAAAUCUGGAAUAAAAAUUCCAAACAAAGCCUUCUAUAGCAAAGUUGAAGUGUGAGUAUGAUGCAGAGUAUGCAUCAUUUAAUGCAUGACUGAAAGGGAAGACAGGUCAUGCUAAUAGAUUUUAAUGUGCCUUUAUUUAUCUACACGUUUAUUCCUCUGAAGGAAAGUCUAGCUGUAGUCAUGGGGACACUGUGACAGUCUUUGUUCUGUUCCAUUUUGUUUUUGUUCAUGUUAUGGGUGAGGAAAAUGUGAGGAUUUUUUGCACAGAGCACUUAUUGAGGAAGGAAUCUGUUCAUUUAAGUAUGUCAGUGUGAUUAUUGUAUUUACACUACAGUAUCAGUGUUCUAAUCAAGAUGAUGUGUGGAAGAGAUUAGGUCAUGUGAAUUGCUGUAAAUGCUUUGACAACCACAACCUGUCAUUUAUUUUCAGAUCCCUUUAAUGCAUUGUAGCAUGAUAAAUAAAAACAUUUAUGUUUUUAUGUUUGUGGAAAAAAGAUGCCUAAAAUUACCAAAGUACACAUCUUUUACAAAUGCAUAUAGAGAGAGACGAAUAAAUCAGGUGUCAUGUUUUAGUUUUUUUGUUUUUCAAUUCUUGUUGAUUUGAUUUCUGAAGAUGUUACUAUUUAUAUUGUGAUCUGUUUUUUAAUUUUGUUCUUCUGUCUUCUGUGUUAUAGAUACAUACAGUAUAUCUAAGAACACAGAAUACUAGGAGCCAUAGACACUAGUAGUCAUGCUUUAGAAAUAGCUAUAUUUGCCUUUAAAUUGUCUGAUUUAAAUAUAUAACUGUAGUUCACAUUCAGUGCUUUAUCAUUUCAUCAACUUGUACCUUUUUUGACUGACAGCUUGUGAUUAUUGUAUCGCAACAAGUGUUGCAUCAUGUACUACAAAGAUUAUAUAAUGCUGGUUUUGAAGCAGUCAUCAAAUUGUUAUUGAUUCUGUAUACAUGAAUAUCAUUUAAAAUAAAAUAAAGAAAAAACAAAUUACAACUUUUAA
Silurus meridionalis is the source of this 4676-nucleotide messenger RNA. RefSeq names its product anoctamin 5a (gene ano5a). Gene Ontology annotation, biological process: chloride transmembrane transport. Gene Ontology annotation, molecular function: protein dimerization activity; chloride channel activity. The record is from RefSeq and is a predicted model, not a curated record. NCBI's taxonomy places the organism in Eukaryota, Metazoa, Chordata, Actinopteri, Siluriformes, Siluridae. The coding region runs from base 161 to 2908 and encodes 915 amino acids. Gene Ontology annotation, cellular component: plasma membrane. The transcript has 20 exons.